UACUACGACAACUCCACCACAUAGUUUCCCUAUCAAUCCUUCUCUUUUUCUCUCUCUAACAUCGGAUGUUGUACGGUACCACGGCGAGUGAAAUGGACGCGCCGCCGAUCUACCGUCUUCCUCAGGAUACUCUGCACCAGAUAUUCUCAGCUCUUCCCCUCCGUCAGAUCAUGAUCUGUCGCUCCGUCUGUAAGCUCUUCAACCAAGUCCUCACCUCACCUUGCUUCCUUCAUCUCAUCUCCGCCACCUCUUCGCUUCAUCUCCUCGCUCUCCGACCACCUCACCACCACCACCACCACGCCCACCGCCUCCACCAAUCAUCUCAUCCCGGUCUCCACGUCUUUGACCCCGAUCAGAACCAGUGGCUCAGAUUCAACCUCGACUUCCUCCCAUUCCGUUCUCUCCACCCGGUUGCAUCUUCCCUCGGACUCGUUUACCUAUGGGGAGACUCGCCGGACUUGUCUCCGGGUCUCAGCAAGUCGCUUCUUGUAUGUAACCCUUUGACUCGACAGUUUCGGGUUUUGCCUCAGCUGGGUUCGGCCUGGUCUCGUCAUGGUUCGGUUCUUGUCGAUUCGGCGAGUCGAGUCAUGGUUUUGACUGAGCUCGCUGCGCUUUAUUGCUUUUCGGGUUCGAAUCAAUGGCUGAGCUUUUCUUCGAAUUUGCCGUCGAAACCUAGAAGCCCUAUUCUGGUUUCUGACUCGGUUUACGCUCUUUGCGAUGUUGGUUCGCCGUGGAGAAGCCAGUGGAAGCUUUUCUCGUGCACAAUUGCGAAGAUGAAGAAUUCGCAGACAUGGAAUCGGCUCGAGAGACACGAGUGGGGUGACGUGUUUGAUAUCUUGAAAAGACCUCGUUUGGUUAGGGGAAAUGGGAACCGAAUCCUUAUGGUUGGUGGGUUGAAAUCUUCGUUCUCUUUGAACUCGUCGUGUUCGACUAUAUUGAUUUUGAGAUUGGAUUUGGAGAGUUUGGAUUGGGACGAAGCGGGUCGGAUGCCAUUGGAUAUGUUUAGGUGUUUUCAGGAAUCGAGUAAGUUUAAGGUGUUUGGUGGAGGAGAUAGGGUUUGCUUUUCGGCGAAAAGGGUCGGAAGAUUGGCCUUGUGGGAUUACUGCUCCGGCAAAGGGGAUUGGAGAUGGAUAGAUGGUGUGCCCGGUAGUGGGGAUGGUCUCAGCAGGGGAUUCGUUUUCGAGGCAAGGCUCACAGCAUUGUCUCCUUAAUCACUCUGCUUGAAUUUUCGAAUUUUGAGUGUAUUGGUAGGGAUGCUUUUCCUCGUCAGGUUCGAAUCCCACCAAGUCCUCGAUGAAACUUGCCCCAGCCAAUGCUGUGUGGCGACCCAGAGCUCAUUUUGGCAGUCGUCCAUCUCUUUGUCGCUUUGUGAAAGGUAAUCCAGGCUGAAGUUGCCUCAAAAACCAAAGGGCAUGGAGAUUGGACUUCAAGAAAGGAAAUUUAUGUUCCUUUCUCUAUUUAUUUAGGCUGAAAUGUUUAGUUUAUUUUUAUGACAAUACAAUACAUAUGAUAUAUCUAAGCCAGGCCAACAUAAUAGAAAUCCAUAUAAAGAUUAUAGAGUCGUAUAAAUGAAGAUUAUAAUGUAUAGAGAAAUUCAACAAGUAGUAUUUGUGGGUAGGUACUAUAGAAAUGUAAGGAUUGAUCAUAAAUCUAAGUUCCUCUUUAUUAA
This is a messenger RNA of Cannabis sativa, 1669 nucleotides long. Its product is annotated as SKP1-interacting partner 15. Gene Ontology annotation, molecular function: protein binding. The record is from RefSeq and is a predicted model, not a curated record. The coding region runs from base 66 to 1211 and encodes 381 amino acids. The transcript is spliced from 2 exons. Lineage: Eukaryota; Viridiplantae; Streptophyta; Magnoliopsida; Rosales; Cannabaceae.